GAUAUGUUUGGGCAAAAUGCGUCAGACAUGGCCCCCCAGAUUCGUGUUUGUUUUGUGUUUUGUGCUAACUGUGGAUCUCUCUUGGAGCGUCGAGCUUACGACAAACAUGACGGAAAUUUUAAGGGAACAUAAGAUCAUUCCUGACUGUGUCCCAAUAGAACCACCCCAGUUCCUCGAGGUAAACUAUGUCCACACAGUGGUUGAAUUUGGAAUACAACUGGACACGUUAACCGUCAUGUAUCAACCGACCGAUCUUAAAUGGAAAGCUGAAAAAGACUCUUACUACACUAUCGUACUAACUGGCCUGGACGUUCCAACUAGAGAAAAUAAUUCAGUCAGCCAAUACAAGCACUGGAUCGUUGGUAAUGUGCCUGGAAAUGCUUUUUUCGCCGGAGAAACAAUUGUGGAGUACGUGGGGACUGGACUUCCGUAUGGCAAAGGUAUGCAUCGUCUAGUUUUCCUCGUGUAUGAACAGCCUGACAAGAAAAGAAUAAUUUUUGAUGAAGAAAUCGUGCGCAAAGAAUCAAAUAAAGAACUUCGGAUGUACUUCUGUGCUCAGAAGUUUUUCAGCAAAUACAACAUGCAAACAGCUAUUGCAAUCAAUUUUAUGCGCGUUGAGGAAUUGCUGUGAACAAUAUGAUUACAAAUUGCUUCGCGCAGAAAACGGAGAAUAAGUAUAUCGACGGAGGAACUCCUAGACUACGUAUUUCGGUCUCGUCGCAACGUCGCAGACUUCCUGUCAUAUUUUAUUUUUCAGAUGAAAAACUCCUCGACGUAAAUUCUUGAAAA
Bemisia tabaci is the source of this 789-nucleotide messenger RNA. The record is from RefSeq and is a predicted model, not a curated record. Lineage: Eukaryota; Metazoa; Arthropoda; Insecta; Hemiptera; Aleyrodidae.